This is a messenger RNA of Rubroshorea leprosula, 748 nucleotides long. Lineage: Eukaryota; Viridiplantae; Streptophyta; Magnoliopsida; Malvales; Dipterocarpaceae. The record is from the annotation of a GenBank genome assembly.
UCAAACUAAAACUGGCAGGUAAACAAACGUGAAUUACCUUUCUUAGUUAAUAAUUAUUAUGUGUUGUCAAUUUCAGUGGCUUAGAGAUUUAUAUUUGCAUACUACUACAGUGCUACUUAUCUAUUCUAAAUUCUAGCUUAUGAUCUAGUAUACAGUAGUUGUGGUGCAUUUUCUCUAUAUGAUGUGCAGAGCAAUUUGUUCUUCACAUGUUAGAAUGAGAAGUGGCAAUACAGUUCUCGUUUUUUGUACUAGAUUGGCUGCAUGUUAUCGUUCAUUCUCCUUUGUCUUCUCUAGGAGGCAAUAAAACUUAAUCGAUCCCCCAAUUCUGUCUUUCACGUUUUCUCUACCUAUUUAAGUAGAGAGUAGUAUAAGUUUUUCUAUAUCAUUCAUGCAUGCAUUAGUUGUCCUAGCUAAGAAACAUGUGGUGGUUAUAACUUCAUUUUAGGGCAUGGUUGAUGUCUCGUCUGCUGAAAGAACAUCUUGCACCAAAGAUUUUGUUCGUUUAUUGCUUUCAUAGGGGGGUCUAUGUAAGGAAGAAUUACACAAAUAGUGUUAUAGAUUUGGUGUAUAUGUAGGGCUUAGAUGCAGUUGGCUUCUAUUUGAAAUUUUGAGGUUUUUGAUAUUUUCCAUAUAUUUUUCAAUCUUCAACGGAGUUUAAACUUUAUAAAAAUAAAAAAAAUAAUUUUUUAAUUUGUGUUUUAAGAGCACAGAUUAAGAAUUUUGAAAAAAAUAAAAAGUUAUAUUUAAU